CUUUUAAUAAGUACGUGUUUCAUAUUCAUUUCGUUCCUACUAAGGGAUAGACAUCUCUAUCGAUUUCACAUUAUCGCUAUAUUAAUCGAUUACUUCACGAAAAUGCUGCCACUUUCACUUUUAAAAACAGCACAGAGCCAUCCCAUGUUGGUGGAGCUGAAAAAUGGUGAAACAUACAAUGGUCAUCUGGUCAGUUGCGACUCGUGGAUGAAUAUUAAUCUGCGCGAUGUUAUUUGCACCUCAAAGGAUGGCGAUCGGUUUUGGCGCAUGCCCGAAUGUUAUAUCCGCGGGAGCACCAUCAAAUAUCUGCGAAUUCCCGACGAAGUAAUCGACAUGGUCAAGGAGGACGCGCAGGCCAAGUCGAGGAAUCGCACAGAGAUGAACAAAAACCGCGGCGGCAACUCGUCGCAAAAUCAGCGCGGCGGACGUCAGGGUGGCGGCAACCGCAACAAUGUCGGCAAUCGUCCUGGCCAGGGAUACGGAGGUGCUGCUAACAACGCGAUGCGCCUGGGUGGCGCUGCUGGCCAAGGGAACCGUCUGCCCCACGCCGCCAAAAAUAGGAAAUAGUUGUUCGGAUCGUAGUAAUAAAUUCUUUUCAACCAUUUCAAGUCACGUAUUUAUUAUUAAAAAGUUGACAUUUUUACACAGUCUCGAUAAUUUCA
Messenger RNA from Drosophila sechellia, 662 nucleotides. Its product is annotated as U6 snRNA-associated Sm-like protein LSm4. Gene Ontology annotation, biological process: mRNA splicing, via spliceosome; nuclear-transcribed mRNA catabolic process. NCBI's taxonomy places the organism in Eukaryota, Metazoa, Arthropoda, Insecta, Diptera, Drosophilidae. The record is from RefSeq and is a predicted model, not a curated record. Gene Ontology annotation, molecular function: RNA binding. The coding region runs from base 103 to 567 and encodes 154 amino acids. The transcript has 4 exons.